AUGUAUGGAUGCCAGUCAAAAACGAACAUAGUUGCUGGACGUGUGAUUGUUGCAACAAACAGUUCAUCUAGCCAAUCACAUCCUGCAACUACAUCGACCGAGUGGAAUCGAUGUAUGCUCUGCCUUGCGAUAGCUCGAGCAAUAUCGAAGACGACCCUGCACGAAGAUUAUUGCUCCAAGAUUAACGGUGGUGGGAGCAUUCACGGCCUGUCUUGGAAGUACCGAGUGUUUCCUCCAAAUUCCCUACAUAUGACUGUCGGCGGCACCAAAUGGCCAAGUAAUGACGACGACUCCAAAGUCAUGAGAGGUACGUGUGGCACAAAACAUACAGAUGUUACACAAGGGACAAAUCAGGAACAACAACUCAUCGGCUAUGCGAGCGAGGAUCGUACGACCAGACGAAGAAACUACCCAGAGCAGUGGAAAGCAGGCGAAAUGGGGGCAAAGACGAUGGACACGGUCGACUCAGUGAGGCGUUCUUCAGGCCGUGCUUGA
Molecule: messenger RNA, 495 nt
Organism: Truncatella angustata
Lineage: Eukaryota; Fungi; Ascomycota; Sordariomycetes; Amphisphaeriales; Sporocadaceae
Exons: 2
Coding region: 1-495 (164 amino acids)
Source: RefSeq, a predicted model, not a curated record